UCUUUCCUUAUUCCCUCUCUCUUCAGGCAAGCAGAGCAGAGAGGAACAGAGUGAGUGGAGGAGAGAGACACACACAUGCGCGCGUGCAGACCAGAGUACAGCAACUCCACAAAGACAAGAAAGGAGAAGAGUUUGCGAGGAGGAGGAGAUUAAGAGAAAGAAAACAGCUUCUUCUUCUUCUUUUUUUUUUAAACAACAACAACAAAUUGUGGUGGAUAUCAAACCUACAUCAAAAGAAAUCUAGAACAGCAAAGAAAGGAUUUGUUUUGCUUCACAGCUAAGAGAAAAUAUCUCAUUUAUUACAGUUUUUUUUGUUUUGUUUUUUUAAAAACUAUUUAUAUUCACCACAUAUUUCUAUAAAUAACUGCAGAGGACUUGUAAGGUGUAGCAGGAGUUUUUGCAGAGAGAGAGAGAAGUAGGAGUUUGUUGAAGAGGAGCAGGCUGCAGUGGUGGUGAAACAUGCCUGCGAGAGGCAGCUGUUUUGGGGCAGACAUGUGUACGCUGGCCGGACAGCAACCCUGGAUGUGGGCAGUGAUGCUCUGUGCCUUGCUCAUAGGCAGUGCCAGUGCCUGUCCUGCCCUGUGCUCCUGCAGCGGCACCACAGUGGACUGCCACGGACUGGGUCUCAAAACCAUGCCAAGGAAUAUCCCCCGCAACACUGAAAGACUGGAGCUGAAUGGGAAUAACCUCACACGCGUCACCAAGAGUGACUUUGCUGGACUCAAGUACUUGCGAGUUCUGCAACUGAUGGAGAAUCAGAUUACCGUGAUUGAGCGUGGGGCUUUUGAUGACAUGAAGGAGCUGGAGAGACUGCGGCUGAACCGUAAUCAACUGCAGCAGCUUCCUGAGUUGCUGUUUCAGAAGAACCCUGCCCUGUCUCGACUAGAUCUGAGUGAGAACUUCAUCCAGUCCAUCCCCAGAAAAGCCUUCAGAGGAGCUACAGACAUCAAAAACCUUCAGCUGGAUAAAAACCACAUCAGCUGCAUCGAGGACGGAGCUUUCAGAGCUUUGAGGGGCCUGGAAGUGCUAACACUGAACAACAACAAUAUCAGCAGCAUCCCGGUCUCCAGCUUCAACCACAUGCCCAAACUACGAACCUUCCGACUGCACUCCAACAACCUGAACUGCGACUGUCAUCUGGCCUGGUUGGCCCAGUGGCUCAGACAGAGACCGACACUUGGCCUUUUCACCCAGUGCACUGGCCCCACUGAGCUCAGAGGACUUAAUGUGGCAGAGGUGCAGAAACAUGAAUUCAGCUGCUCAGGUCACCAGGAGUCUUCCAGCCUGCAGCCAUGCAGCACAGGCGGUGGCUCAUGCCCGGCCAUGUGCACCUGCAGUAACAACAUCGUGGACUGUCGAGGGAAGGGUCUGACCGCCAUCCCAGCCAACCUGCCUGACAGCAUGGCUGAGAUACGUCUGGAGCAGAAUGGUAUUAAGUCUAUUCCACCCGGAGCCUUCUCUCCCUACAAGAAGCUGCGUAGGAUUGACCUGAGCAACAACCAGAUUUCGGAGAUCGCUCCUGAUGCCUUCCAGGGCCUUCGUUCGCUCAACUCUCUUGUGCUGUAUGGAAAUAAGAUCACUGACCUGCCCAAGGGGGUGUUCGAUGGCCUGUACGCCCUGCAACUGCUGUUGCUCAAUGCCAACAAGAUUCAUUGCAUACGCGCCAACACUUUCCAGGACCUGCAGAAUCUCUCCCUGCUGUCGCUCUAUGACAACAAGAUCCAAACUCUCGCCAAGGGCACCUUCACUUCACUGCGAGCUAUACAGACCCUUCACCUGGCCCAGAACCCAUUCAUUUGUGACUGUAAUCUGAAAUGGCUGGCAGACUACCUGCGCUCCAACCCCAUUGAGACCAGCGGUGCCCGCUGUGCCAGCCCACGCAGACUUGCAAACAAACGUAUCGGACAGAUCAAGAGCAAGAAGUUCCGCUGCUCUGCCAAAGAGCAGUACGUCAUCCCAGGCACAGAGGACACCCAUCUGAAUAAUGCAUGUAACAGUGACCCAGUGUGUCCUCCCAAGUGCCGCUGCGAGUCCAACGUCGUGGACUGUUCCAACCUGAAGCUCACCAAGAUUCCCGAGCACAUCCCAUCAUCCACCUCUGAACUCCGCCUGAACAACAACGAUAUCACCAGUAUGGAGGCAACUGGAGUUUUUAAGAACCUUUCCCAGCUGAAGAAAAUAAACCUAAGCAACAACAAAAUCACAGAGAUUGAGGACGGAUCGUUUGAAGGCGCCUCGACUGUCGUUGAGCUUCAUCUCACGGCUAAUCAGAUCGAUACGGUGCGAAGUGGGAUGUUCCGAGGCCUUGAGGGACUACGGAUGCUGAUGCUCAGGAACAACAAGCUCAGCUGUGUCCACAACGACAGUUUCACAGGGCUGCACAAUGUCCGCCUGCUGUCACUGUACGACAACCAGCUGACCACCAUCACUCCUGGAGCCUUCGACACUCUGCAGACCCUCUCCACCCUUAACCUCCUGGCCAACUCAUUCAACUGUGACUGCCGGCUGGCUUGGCUCGGAGAUUGGCUGAGGAGUAGGAAGAUUGUGACAGGUAACCCUCGCUGCCAGCGCCCUGCCUUCCUGAAGGAGAUCCCUCUGCAGGACGUGGCUCUACCGGACUUCCGCUGUGAGGAGGGCCAAGAGGAGUCAAGCUGUGUGCCCAGACCCCAGUGUCCCAGUGAAUGCACUUGCCUGGAGACGGUGGUGCGCUGUAGUAACAAGCACCUCCACACACUGCCCAAAGGCAUCCCCAGGAAUGUGACUGAACUGUAUCUGGAUGGAAACCAGUUCAGUGUUGUGCCGAAGGAACUGUCUGCCUUCAAAUACCUACAGCUGGUAGACCUGAGCAACAACAAGAUCAACUCUCUGACCAACUCGUCCUUCGCCAACAUGAGCCAGCUCACCACUCUAAUUCUCAGCUACAACUCCCUGCGCUGUAUACCCAAAAUGGCCUUCAGUGGACUGCAUUCCCUACGACUGCUGUCUCUCCAUGGCAACGAGGUCUCAGAGCUUCCUGAAGGCAUCUUCAACGAUGUCGCUUCCCUCUCCCACUUGGCGAUUGGUGCCAACCCGUUGCACUGUGACUGCAACCUGCGCUGGUUGUCCGACUGGGUGAAGACAGGAUACAAAGAGCCUGGUAUCGCUCGCUGUGCCAGCCCCAAGAGCAUGGAGGGCAAACUGCUGCUCACCACACCUGCAAAGAAGUUUGAGUGCACAGGAGACGUUGACACUGGAGUGCUGGCCAAGUGCAACCCCUGUCUGUCUGGUCCCUGUCUAAACCAGGGCAUCUGCCACAGCGACCUGGUGGAGAUCUACAGGUGCAGCUGUCCUCCCGGCUUCAAGGGCAAGAACUGUGAGACAGCCCUGAAUGCCUGUGUGAGUAGCCCAUGUUCCAAUGGAGGAACCUGUCAAGUGGAUGAGGACGAGGAGGGAGAAUACAGUUGCUUUUGUCCGCUGGGCUUCGAGGGCCCCACCUGCCAAACCGACAUGGACGACUGUGAAGACAACGACUGUGAGAACGGAGCCACUUGCAUCGAUGGAGUCAACAACUACACUUGUCUUUGUCCCCCAUAUUACACCGGAGAGAUGUGUGAGGAAAUGGAGGACGUGUGUGCCCCAGGACGAAGCCCCUGCCAGCAUCAGUCGACCUGCCUCAUCACCUCCACUGGACCUAAGUGUGUGUGCGCUCCUGGUUAUGUCGGUGAUGACUGCAGUGUAGACUAUAAUGACUGUGAGGAGCAUCGCUGUCAGAAUGGAGCGCUGUGUGUGGACGAAUUGAACGGAUACUCCUGCGUCUGUCCUGAGGGAUACAGCGGUCAGCUGUGUGAGGUCCCCCCCUCGCUGCUCUCCCUGUGUGAGCUGGCUGACUGUCAGAACAGCGCUCCGUGUGUGGAGCGAGGUGGACGGGCUCUCUGCCAGUGUCCUCCAGAGUUCGGUGGGCCGCGCUGCGAGAAGCUGGUCAGUGUCAACUUCAUCGACAGAGAUUCAUACCUACAGCUCUCUGACCUCAAGAACUGGCCUCAAGCUAACAUCACCCUCCAGGUAUCAACAGCUGAAGAUAAUGGAAUUUUACUGUACAACGGAGACAAUGAUCAUAUUGCAGUGGAGCUUUACCAAGGUCACGUCAAGGUCAGCUAUGACCCGGGCAGCCAGCCGGGACAUGCCAUCUACAGUACUGAGACGAUCAAUGAUGGCCAGUUCCACACAGUGGAGCUUGUGACCUUUGAUCAGAUGGUGAACCUGUCCAUCGACGGGGGUCUCCCUACCACAAUGGACAGCUUUGGGGCGGUGCGGCCCCUCAACGGGGAGGCUCCACUAUACGUGGGGGGUAGGGGCCCUCUCCAGAACACACCUCCCUCCUCUGCAGGAAUGCCAGUGGAUAUACACUCGAGUGCUUUCCGUCUCUGGCAGAUCCAGAAUGGCUCCAGUUUCCACGGCUGCAUCCAGAACCUGUACAUCAACAACGAGCUCCAGGACUUCACCAAGACCCAGAUGAAGCCUGGCGUGGUUCCAGGCUGCGAGCCCUGCAAGAAGAUCUACUGUGUCCAUGGCAUCUGUCAGCCUGAUGGGGUCCAGGGACCAGUGUGCCACUGCCAGCCAGGCUGGAGCGGACCACACUGUGACCAACCUGCCAGCAACCCCUGCCAGGGCAGCAAGUGCGUCCAUGGAAAGUGCAUCCCCCUGGACUCUCAGUCUUACCGCUGUGAGUGUGAGGAGGGUUACCGUGGAGCCCUGUGUAACCAACAGGGAGAGCUUUUCAACCCCUGCCGUCGCCUCAACUGCAAACACGGUCGCUGCCAGAUCUCAGACACAGGAGACGCCUACUGUCACUGUGAAAGUGGCUACACUGGCGAUCUCUGUGAUGCCGAGUCUGAGUGCCGAGGGGAGCCUGUGCGAGACUUCUACCAGGUACAGCGAGGCUACGCCAUCUGCCAGACGACACGCGUGGUCUCGUGGGUGGAGUGCACCGGCGUCUGUGACACGGGCGCCUGCUGUGCCAGCCAGAGAAUGAAGCGCCGGAAAUACACCUUUGAGUGCAGCGAUGGAACCUCCUUCACCGAGGAGGUGGAAAAGACCAUCAAGUGCGGCUGCGUGGGCUGCAUGUAGCACGGUUCGCUCACGUCUCCUGCCACUGCUGCGGAGCAGAAGAAAGAUAGAAAGAAAGAAAGAAAGAAAGGAAGGAAGGAAGGAAGGAAGGAUGAGAGGGACCGGAGGACAGCGAGGGAGGGAAAGAAAGACAGAAGGAAAGAGAGAGAUUAUAAAGAAAAUAUAUAAAACCUCUAUCUAUAUAUUAUGGACCACAAUGUUUGUAAAAUAGGACAUUUCCUCCCCUUCCAAGGGUGUGUGACCUACAGUAACACAGAGAAAACCAACAACAUGAGCGACAAUGUAGAAGCGACAACAACAGAAACAAACCACAUUGUAUCUGCGACAUUGUUCUGAGAGGUCCGGAGAUUUCAAAGGCAUCCCUCCAACCUUAUUUACCCAGUGUGAUCUCCCCCCCCAUCCAUCUGUGAGGCCCAGCCACCACCUACAAUCUUUAACUUCAUGGAGUCAGUGGGGACAGUGAGAUCCAGCCUGGCAGUGAGAGAGAGAGAGAGAGAGAGAGGGGAGAAGGACAAAAAUGAGAGAAACAGAGCGAUGCAAGGAGAGCUGGACCGUUUGACUUGGCAAAGCUAUCUUGAGUUGAGCUUGGCUGGGUUUUACCUGGACUGGGCUGGAUGUUGUGGGUUUUUUCGGGGGAGGGGUUGAGUUGAAAUUGUUGCUGGUUUGGUGUAGCAAUUUUUUCUGCCGGGAUACAGUCAUCCAUCCACACACACAUGCACGUGUACAAGCGAGCAAAGGAAAGACGACAAGAGUUAGAGCGGCACAUAAUCCAGUGCGGAUGUCAUGGCUCGGAGGCCAUGUUGGCGUGGCGUCACGGACAGUUGUGCGCUGUGAGGAACCGUAACAUAGAAAAUUAGAGACUGCACUGACAAGCAGCACUGAACAUUACAGUCACACACUCUCGCUCUCUCUUCUUCCAAGUAUACGAUCACACAUGCAUGACCUACAUUCAUACAUUGGCCACGUGUUAAAGUGAGAGGUGCAAAUAUUCGAUUCGUACAGCAAACAAGUCUGGCGCCAGCAGUGCUCGGUGGUUAUCAGUUACCCAGCAUGCAUUGCCUCAGGGUUAGGAUGAUUUGCAAAAAGUCCCACUACCCUUUUUGAGCAGCGGGCCAUUUCAGCCCCUGCUCAUGUUGAUGCUUGCUGUAUUAAACUCGUGCAAACCUGUUGCAUGUGUGGAGAGAGUUUGCCAACUAAUAUGUAGAGCCUCUUAAUAUCACUAUAAAUGUUUUGACAGAACAAAACGGUUGCAGAAUCAAAAAAAAAAAUCUCCCGAAUUUUGUUUUGUUUUGUCUAAUUUCUCCUAUUGCUUUGUUUUUAUUUUUGUUAUAUAUUUUUUUUUCUCAUGAUGCAACCUAACUCCUUUAGUUGCCCCCCACCCGUCCCUCCCCAGCAUCCCUUUAUAUAGAAAUGCCUAACAGAUUCUAAUAUAUAUAUAUUUGUAUUUCAUUUUGGUAUAGUAUUUUUCUAUGUUAAAGAGUAUGUCUGUUUCUGGAAGUUUUUGGGACCAGUGGAAAGGCAAAUUUCACACGUUUUCCCUGGGUGUUUUUUUAUUAUUUGUCGAUCUCACUUUCUCCAACUCGGUGAUUGAGUACAUGAAUUGGCCAAUAAUACAGCAGAAGGUUCCAGCCGACAUGUCCAUGUGUGGCUUCGUAAGGGUCAUUUUUAGGCUGUGAUUUUGUUUCCAUGGUGGUCCCAUGUGUGUUUGCCCACUUCAGCCUACCUCGGUACUAAGUGGGUACUGAGUGGACGUGGGUGGUAAAUUGUGCAGGUUUAGAAUUAGAAUUAGUUGCAUUUCAUCCGUCCUUAUUACAAACCAGUAGUGAACACACACAAGCCGGGCAUGGGAACAGUGGGCAGCACCUUUUCUGCGCCUGAGGAGCAAUUGACCAACCGAGCGAAUUUGAACAGGCGACCCUCGGGUUACAAGCCCAAUUCCUUUCCUCUUGCCAUGUGGGCAAACACGUGUGGAGCCACCAUGGAAACCGUGGAUAAACCGGCUUGGGACCCCACAUGGACAUUCUGGCUGGGGGUUGAUCUUGUUGUGUGGAGGCAGUAUCGGUCUAGAAAUAUGUUUAAUAUUGUAUAUGUUGUCUUCCAUGUGAAUAUUACAUCUAAUUCAUGUGUUUUUAUUUAUUUUUUAUCUAAAGGCGUUUUUUUUUUUCUUCUGUUUUUUUUCCUGUAGAAAGUAAAAAGGCAUCGUCAUCAUCAUCAUGUCGCUGACUUUCAAAUAUUUUUUGAAAAUUUUCAAAAAGAUGAAAAAAAAUGAUAAAUAAAAAAAAAUUGCAUACAAAUCUGUAAGGUAUUUGUAGCAUCACUUAAAGGCAGUUGACAGUGAGUUUUUUUUCUCUCUCCUCUCCGACUCGUCGUUCUUUAUUUGGAUAAAGACGUGUCCUCCUGAAAUUUGACCCUGUAAUUAUCAUACCACACUCAAGGCUUCUGAUUGUAUUCAUGUUCAUUUUGUUGAUGUGCUGGGUUGUAUUUGCUAUGAUUAUUAUUAUUAUUUUAUUUCUUUAAUUUGAGGGAUGUUUGCCGAACAAAGAAGGAGUGUUUUUUUUUCUUUUUAGUUAAAGUAGUCAAGCUCAACUGAUUAUAAGCUGCUGUCAAGCCAGAAGAAAUGAGAUGAAGUUGCCAUUUGUGGACAAUAAUCACGUUUCUUUAAACGUACAGAGCAUCCGUUGGGGAGAGGGGGGGGGGAGCCAACUGUGUGAAGCAUUACAUGCCCACUGCUGACAUAUGAUGAAUGAGGAAGACCCCGGACAUUUCAGUGUGUCCACCCAUGAAAAUAAAUAAAUAAACAGUGCCAAUUACAAGUGAACACAAUAAACAGUCAUAUCUGAAUGUAUAAAUGUGUAUAGAUAAAUAUGACCUAUGCUUACUCAUGAAGUGGUAACUCUUAGCUGUUAUUUAGUUUCCAAUUGUAAGAUAUAGAAACCACAUACUGUUGAUUAAGUGACAGUUCAUCAGAAUGGCUUAAAGGCCCGCCCCGCACAUUGUGUUCAUCCAUUUUCCCUCAAGGUUAAAACGUCUUAUGUCGUGUGAAAGGCUGAAGAACCACAGUCACAGAGCUCUUUGUUUUACUGUUAAUGUGAUCCCAGUGGUGUACAAUAACAUUAAAAAAAAGUAGAUCUCAUAAAGGAUACUGAUGAACAGUCACUGUAAUUUCGUAGGCUCUGUGCCUCAUAAAGGUACAUAUUUAGUCCAACGUGGCUUUUCUUUCCAUGUCUCCUUUUGUCCCUCUGCACUGACCCCUGCUGGACUGGUGCAUUCAACUUCCUGGUAGACAUCUUAGUGGUGCUUGUGCUAUAUUGAGAUGUAAUUCAGUCAUGUGGCAACACGGCCAGACACACACACACAGAUUUUUCCCGUCAUAUGACAUAUAUGCAUAAAUAUGUUAUUGUAAAGAACACAAAUGUCUCUGUUGUAUUGAACCAGUGCAAAAACUUAUAUAUACCCUGUUAGGGUUGUGUCUGUUUUUGUAUUCCUUCUCUUUUUUUGUUGUUGCAGGAUUGAUGGUGGGAUUAAACAGAAAAAACUCCCAAAUAAUACUGAAUGUAUGUAGUGCCACCGACAAAAUGUUUACCAAACCUCCACUCUUUUCAUUAAUUAAACUUAAAUGUGUGUGCUUUUAAGAAAA
This is a messenger RNA of Solea solea (common sole), 8743 nucleotides long. RefSeq names its product slit homolog 1a (Drosophila) (gene slit1a). The transcript is spliced from 37 exons. Bases 460 to 5106 code for a protein of 1548 amino acids. Gene Ontology annotation, molecular function: heparin binding; Roundabout binding; calcium ion binding. NCBI's taxonomy places the organism in Eukaryota, Metazoa, Chordata, Actinopteri, Pleuronectiformes, Soleidae. The record is from RefSeq and is a predicted model, not a curated record. Gene Ontology annotation, biological process: axon guidance; negative chemotaxis.